AUGUUUGACUAUGCAGAUCAUCUUCGUGAUUUCAUUGUUUCAGUUUGUAGGAGUUGCACUUUCUUAAAUGGAUGGAUUUGCAGCUUAACUUCAAGAUGCUCAAUCCUGGUUGGGUUUCCUUUCAGGAAUCUGCUUUCUCCUUUGGCUGAGGAGAAUAAUAGCUCCUUAACUCUAAUGGCUGCUACAAAUCCGAUAGACAUCAGUUCCUCUGAUAGUGAGUUGGAGAUAGAAGAUGAUGAAGACAAAAUUACCUCAUCUUCAAGGCCUCUUCCUGAAUGGGCAGUUAAACAUGGCACAAAUUCAAGGGGUACUGGUCAUGCUAGGCUGUCUCAAACGAUUCCUUCUCCCAGUCAAACACAAAUUUCUAAUUUAAACCCUUCAAAUGUAAAUAACCAUGCGCAGAUAAAAAUUCCGAGACAUGAGCCCAAUGACAAUGUUAAAGCCUCAACUGUAGUUAUUGCCCUAGAUGAUGAUCCUGAAUAUUUUACUGGGAAUGGGAAUAUUGGUCAGCCUUGGACUGUUAUUUCUCGAAUUGCUAAUGGUUUUGGUACUGAUUUUGAGAAACUGACAUCUCAGCAAGCUUUAAAGAGGACUCUUCCUCCUUCUCUUCAACUAUCUGGACCAAGUAGCAAACCCUAUAUUUUAAUUGAUAAUGUGAGCAGCAAUCUGAUUCGUGAUUCUCACGGAAGCUCUAACCUUUUGGCUGGCCCUAGCUUUUCCAAUUGCCAGGGAUAUAUUGGAGAUCAUUACAGCAGGGGUAAUAGUGAUGAAAUUAUGAUGUACGGAAACACUAGUAGGAUCCUUCCUCCAACUUUGAUGCAUGGAAAGUCUGUUAAUCAUACACAGAUUGCUGGUCCUGAUGGCCAUGCGUAUCGUGCUGGAGUAAGUGAAGAAAGAUUUUCUGUAAAUGAUGAGAGAAUGGUUUACCAAGCAGCACUGGAGGACCUCAACCAACCAAAAGUUGAAGCUACCUUUCCUGACGGUCUUUUGUCUGUUCCUCUUCUCAGACAUCAGAAGAUUGCAUUAGAUUGGAUGCUUCAGAGAGAAACAAAAAGUGUGUAUUGUAUGGGUGGAAUAUUAGCUGAUGACCAGGGCCUUGGUAAAACAAUCUCGAUGAUUGCUCUUAUACAAAUGCAAAAGUAUUUAGAGUCCAAGUCAAAAUCAGAAGAUCCAGAAAAGCACAAAACUGUGGCACUGAAUUUGGAUGAUGACAAUGAUAAUGAUAAUUAUAACGAUAAUAAUAAUGAUACUGAUGAGUUGGAAGAAGUGAAGCAGAAGGGAGAAUCUGAUGAUUCCAAGUCAGUUCCGGAAGUGAGUACUUCUGCCAGGGCAGUCAGCAAACGGAGGCUGUCGGCAGGGACAUUGGUUGUGUGUCCAGCGAGUAUUCUUCGACAGUGGGCCAGGGAGCUGGAAGAUAAAGUUCCGGAGGAAUCUAAACUUUCUGUCCUCAUCUAUCAUGGGGGUAGUAGAACUAAGGAUCCUUCUGAAUUUGCCAAGUAUGAUGUAGUUCUUACUACAUAUUCAAUUAUAACCAAUGAAGUUCCUAAACAACCUAUUGUUGAUGAUGAUGAGAUUGAUGAAAAAAUUGGGGAGAGAUAUGGAUUAUCUUCUGAAUUUUCAAUUAACAAGAAGAGGAAGAGAGCAUCUCACGUUGGUAUGAAGAUGAAAAAGGGUAAGAAAGAUAUUGACAGCUCCACUAUUGAUCCUAGCGCUGGUGCACUAGCUAAACCAGCUUGGUUUAGGGUGAUACUGGAUGAAGCCCAAACAAUAAAAAAUCAUCGAACACAAGUUGCUAGAGCCUGCUGCUCUCUUCGAGCUAAGCGUAGGUGGUGCUUAUCUGGAACACCUAUACAAAAUGCUAUCGAUGAUUUAUACAGCUAUUUCAGGUUCCUGAAAUAUGAACCAUAUUCAGUAUAUACAGCAUUUUGCCAUGGGAUAAAAGGUUCUAUAGCUAAAGACUAUGUAAAAGGUUACAAGAAGCUGCAAGCUAUUCUGAAGGUAGUAAUGCUGCGACGCACAAAAGCAUCCUUGAUUGAUGGGGAGCCGAUAAUUAAGUUGCCGCCAAAGUCAGUUCUCAUGUCUAAAGUGGACUUUACAGCUGAGGAGCGGGAUUUCUAUACCCAGCUAGAAGCUGAUUCACGUUCUCAAUUUAAGGCAUAUGCAGCUGCUGGCACGGUGAACCAAAAUUAUGCAAAUAUUCUUUUGAUGCUUUUGCGCCUUCGUCAGGCUUGUGACCACCCACUCCUUGUCAAAGGAUUUGACUCCGACUCCAUUCGAAAGUCUGACUCUGUUGGACAAGUUUCUGUGGAAAUGGCAAAGUCACUUCCUAGAGAAAUGCUGAUUAAUCUAGUGAACUGCUUGGAAGCUUCUGCCAUAUGUCUUGUAUGCAAAGAUCCACCUGAUGACCCUGUUGUUACCAUGUGUUGUCAUGUUUUCUGCUACCAGUGCGUGUCGGAACAUCUGACUGGUGAUGAUAAUACAUGCCCUGCACGUGGAUGUAAAGAACAACUUGGCGCUGAUAUAGUUUUCUCUAGAAGUACUCUUAGGAUCUGUAUUGCGGAUGGUUAUAAUGGUAGUCUUGUGCAUCCUCAGUUUGAAAAUUCAGUGAUUUUACAGGAUGAGUACAGUUCAUCAAAAAUCAAGACUGUCAUUGAAAUUCUGAAGUCAAAAUGUUUAUUAAAGAAUUCAAGUCUGGAAUCGCAGAGUGCUAUUGGAUGCAGUGAAACUUCUUUGUCCUCUGAGCAGACAUAUAAAGAAACUGACCAUUCAGGCAUUAGAGUUGUAAAGCGCACAACAGUUUAUUCCCACUCACUAGCUGACCGACCGAUGAAAGCAAUUGUUUUCUCACAGUGGACUAGAAUGUUAGACUUAGUGGAGCACUCACUACGUAAUCAUAGUAUAAACUAUAGGAGGCUUGAUGGGACAAUGUCUUUAGCUGCGCGAGACAGGAAUGUCAAAGAUUUCAAUAAUGACCCUGAGGUUACUGUGAUGCUCAUGUCGUUAAAAGCUGGAAACCUUGGUUUGAAUAUGGUUGCUGCAUGUCAUGUUAUCCUUCUGGACCUUUGGUGGAAUCCAACUACUGAAGACCAGGCUAUUGAUCGAGCACAUAGAAUUGGACAGACUCGUCCUGUUACUGUAACUCGAAUCACCAUUAAAGACACAGUCGAAGAUAGAAUAUUAUCUCUUCAGGAGGAGAAAAGAAAAAUGGUUGCUUCUGCUUUUGGUGAAGAUCAAAGUGGGAGCUCUGCAACUCGAUUAACCGUGGAAGAUCUCAGAUAUCUAUUUAUGGGUGAUUAGCCAUCUCCAUUUUGUUGCAUUCUCCUGGCAUUUUAUGUUCCUCCUUGUAGUUUCCAUCAAAAAGAGUGAGAUUUUUGUAAAUUAAGAUGGUGACUCUCAAUUUUGAAGUCUAGAGGCAAUUUUUUGUUCCCAUCAAGUGCAGACAUAGGAAGGCAAGGGCAUCUUGUAAAUAUUUUAAUUAUUUUGUAAUGCAUAUCGAACCUUUUUAGUUAUCAUAGUUAACCCUUUUUGUUCGUAAUGUAAUACAUAGUGUUAUUUCCGGAUUA
This is a messenger RNA of Gossypium raimondii (Peruvian cotton), 3563 nucleotides long. Its product is annotated as helicase-like transcription factor CHR28. Gene Ontology annotation, molecular function: ATP binding; metal ion binding; ATP-dependent chromatin remodeler activity. NCBI's taxonomy places the organism in Eukaryota, Viridiplantae, Streptophyta, Magnoliopsida, Malvales, Malvaceae. The record is from RefSeq and is a predicted model, not a curated record.